UUCCAAACCUUGUGUGGUAGUGCCAGUAGCUACAGGUUCUACGACAGUAGACCAACAUGCAGGUGAUCUUUUUUUGCUGUUUGGCUGCUGUUGUCGGUACAGUCGGGGCUGUUUACGGUGAUGCCUGCAGUAUCAUGACAGGAAGCAACCUGGGAGGAUCAGAUAAACAAAUAGUUGAAGCAGACGUCCCUAAAAACUGCACUUUUGGUGACGUGGACUGGAACUAUCCCAAGGGCUACCUGAAGCUGAGACUAAAUCUACCUGGACAAACUUUCUCCCUGUGUCUUGAGGAGGCUUGGGCGACGUCUAUCACAGGGGUCAAGGACGUCACAGAGGGGAGGGAUGUUGAGUUACCUCUACCCAGUGCAGGUGUCGAUUCGUGUGCCAAGUCUGCCCACAGCACCGUAGAGUUGCUGGUCAGCUCACCCCACGGGCAGACGUACAUGACCGGGUUUAACUACAAGGUGAUCAUCACGUGAUCGAGUCUUGCGGUGUAAGGGAGAUGCUGAUUGGUCAGCGCUACUUUCAGAUUGUCCAAUCGCAGUGGAUCUAAAGAUUUAAUGAAAUAGCUCUUUU
Molecule: messenger RNA, 576 nt
Organism: Physella acuta
Lineage: Eukaryota; Metazoa; Mollusca; Gastropoda; Physidae
Source: RefSeq, a predicted model, not a curated record